UCCACUUCCACCCUCCGAAGACUUCAAAUCCAACAACACUUUGAACUUCGAUCUUGAUAAUUUUGAUGGAGUGGAGAAGGGGUCCUACCAUCGGUCGGGGCUCCUCCGCCGUGGUCUCUCUCGCCACCACCGCCGCUGGCUGUGUCUUUGCUGUUAAGUCUGCGAGUUUUUCUUCUUCAUGCUUGUUACAGAAUGAGCAGUGUUUGAUGUCUCAGCUUUCCUCUCCUUUUGUAGUCAAGUGCUUUGGCUCUGAUGUUUCUUGGGAGGAUAAUAAACGGGUUUACAAUCUGUUCUUGGAGUAUGUCGCCGGUGGCACGCUUUCUGAUCUGAUCAGGAGUCAGGGGGGUUGCCUGGAUGAGAACGUGAUACGGUUCUAUACGCAUCAAAUGCUCCAGGGAUUGAAUUAUCUUCACCUGAAGGGGGUUGUGCACUGUGACGUCAAAGGCCAGAACGUAUUGAUCGGCGAUGAUGGAUUGAAGAUCGCGGAUUUUGGGUGCGCGAAAUGGAGCGGUUCUGCUGUUCCCGCAUUCGCCGGAACGCCGGCGUACAUGGCCCCGGAAGUCGCACGCGGGGAGGAGCAAAGCUUUGCUGCUGAUGUCUGGGCCAUGGGGUGUACAGUUAUUGAAAUGGCCACGGGAUCUAAUCCAUGGCCGGAGAUGAAGGACCCUGCGUCAGCUCUUUACAGAGUAGCUUAUUCCGGCGACGUGCCGGAGUUCCCCAUCUGGUUCUCCGACUGUGCUAAGGAUUUUCUGAGUAAGUGUUUGAUGAGAGACCCCAAAGAGCGGUGGACGGCCGCUGAACUCUUGCAGCACCCGUUUCUCAACUCUGUGGAGGUGAAUUGUGGUGAAAUUAGAGAGUUCACCAGGAAAUCUCCGACUAGUGUAAUGGAUCAAGGCUUCUGGGAUGCUCUUGAGGUCCCGGAUUCUUCUCCAAACCCGACGGAUAUUGCUUCAUCUUCGGAUUCUCCGACAGGUAGGAUCCGUGGUUUGGUCGGAGAUGCUUUCUUGCCGAACUUGAAUUUACCAGUCUGGAAAGAGGAGGAAGAUUGGAUGACCGUCAGGGCCAAUGAAGAUGAAGAAUUUUCAAAAAUUCAUCACGACAGUGAAAACAUGAACCAAGAUUACGGUAUAUUUCCGAGUAUCAACGAAGAAGAGAUUCCAACUCCAGAUGCCGUUGAAGGCUCAUUCUUUAAUUCUUUUCCUGAUGAAAUUAGUAGUGUUGAUGUUAGUAAUUUUCCAGUUUGGAGUAGUGAUAGUGGUAACUAUGAUUCUGUAUCAAGAAUUGUUGUUCUUAAGAAAACAGUAAUGGAAUUUUUUACUCAUCCACAUCAAUUUUUCCUACAAUCCUUCAAAGUACGGGUGAUUUACAAAUUUACAUUAGAUUGUGUGUGAAAAUGUGAUUUAACC
Messenger RNA from Sesamum indicum (sesame), 1406 nucleotides. RefSeq names its product mitogen-activated protein kinase kinase kinase 18. Gene Ontology annotation, biological process: protein phosphorylation; signal transduction. Gene Ontology annotation, molecular function: ATP binding; protein kinase activity. The record is from RefSeq and is a predicted model, not a curated record. Lineage: Eukaryota; Viridiplantae; Streptophyta; Magnoliopsida; Lamiales; Pedaliaceae.